Messenger RNA from Carassius auratus (goldfish), 4294 nucleotides. RefSeq names its product alpha-1A adrenergic receptor. Lineage: Eukaryota; Metazoa; Chordata; Actinopteri; Cypriniformes; Cyprinidae. Bases 1238 to 2677 code for a protein of 479 amino acids. The transcript has 3 exons. Gene Ontology annotation, cellular component: plasma membrane. Gene Ontology annotation, biological process: adenylate cyclase-activating adrenergic receptor signaling pathway; cell-cell signaling; phospholipase C-activating G protein-coupled receptor signaling pathway. Gene Ontology annotation, molecular function: alpha1-adrenergic receptor activity. The record is from RefSeq and is a predicted model, not a curated record.
AGCUGAUUCACUCUUCUUUGAGGUGAUGUACCAUCGCUGGCCAAUGGCCACGUCCACAUCUGUGAGCCCAGAGCGCGGCGGCACCAAAGUUAGUGCGGAAAGAAGGCGGCGCAGCGCGGGGCGCCAUGACUCACUCACUGUCACCUCCUCUGAGAAAUACUGAUGUCCCGAGGACCCUUCCGCUCAAAUGUGCGUGUGGAAACACAGAACUGCAUUUGACUCGCUGAACUUGAGUUCUGUCGUUUCCACAGCGAUGACAGGAGCGACUGAAGCGAUGAACCGGAGACGCGCUGCGCGUCCAUCUACCCAAACUCCUCCGGAUCGCGUUCUCGCGUUCACUGACACGCUGCUGAGGGUUCAUCAGUCUUCAAACCAAACCAGCAUGGCUGCUUUACGACCAGAUCUCUCCUGAUUGAAGCCGUUCGCCUAAAAAUUUUGUGACGCACUGAGAACUGCUCUUCAGCCAAAAAUAUCUCCUCAGCAUAUGCCAAAGUGCUUUUAGCUUUGUCCUUGUUAUCCGCUUUACAACCUCAGUGACAUCAGCCAACGCCAUGCAGACUUUCAAUGCGAAUCCGAUACUGGAGUAACCGUCAGCACCAUGUGGACUGUUUCCAACCACUGCAGAUGCACACAAAAAAGACGGGAAGCUCUUGUUUUGAAAAGUGCACAAACACAUUAACAGUGCUUUAUGAAUGUGAAAAGAGAGAUGAACACUUUGACAUCUUCGCAUGUCAAUGCAUUGAUGCAUAUCUAAAACAGAUUGCUCAUGCAUCAAACCUAAUGCCUGGAAACUACAGACAAACCUCUUCAGUACCUUAAUAGAUCACACAGAUUGCAACAAGGCCUUUGUGUCAUUCUCAUUGUUCUGUAUGAUUUUGCAGCUGCACAUGGUUAUGAACAUGUCAAAACAACUCUUGAAUUUAUGACUUUAUGAUAAAAGAAUCUGACAUUCUCCGUAGCAUAAUAUGUUUAGUUCCUCUUGUUUAUUCCUUCACCCACAGCUAUUUUCCAAAAACAUACAUCACUAAAAGCUCAUCUAGGAGAAGUGAGACACAACAGGUUAAAUUUCAUCACGUUCCCUCAUUGCAAUGCUGGAAAUGCCCCAAUGUUCUUGUACCACUGCCAAUGCAGUAGUUCCGUUUUCAUUGUUUUCUUGGAGAGAGUCCAAUAUUAAGGUGCAAAUCGAACUGACUCCCCAUUAUCAUACCUUUAUUAAAUGCCUGGACAUCUUUAACAGAUGAUUCCCCUCAAAGGCAACAUGACCCCGGAGUCGUUCCUCGAAAACUGUACCAACUGCAGCCAGGUUCUCAUCCCGGAGCUGAACGUCAUGAAGGCUGUUGUUCUGGGAAUGGUGUUGGCGAUCUUCAUCAUUUUUGGCGUUCUGGGCAACAUCCUGGUCAUCCUCUCGGUGGCUUGCCAUCGCAAUCUACGCACAGUUACUCAUUACUUUAUUGUGAACUUGGCGGUUGCGGACCUUUUGCUGAGCUCUACGGUUCUUCCAUUUUCUACGGUCUUUGAAAUGUUGGGUCGUUGGAUUUUCGGACGCCCGUUUUGUGACGUUUGGGCGGCAAUGGACGUCUUGUGCUGUACUGCGUCAAUCAUGAGCUUAUGUGUGAUUUCAGUGGACCGAUAUAUCGGCGUUAGUUAUCCUCUGCAAUAUCCAUCCAUCGUAACGGAGCGACGGGCAUUGCUUGCCCUCGUUGUUUUGUGGGCUCUGUCUAUUACCAUCUCAAUUGGACCUCUUUUUGGAUGGAAGGAACCGGCACCGGAGGAUGAAUCCAUAUGCAAGAUAACCGAAGAACCCGGCUAUGCCAUUUUCUCUGCGUUAGGGUCCUUCUAUCUCCCUCUAGUGGUGAUUCUGUCAAUGUAUUGCCGCGUGUACGUGGUUGCGAGGAGGGAGACCCGAGGUCUGAUUAGCGGACAGAAAACGGAAAAGUCGGAUCACACCACCGAGGCUGUAACUUUGCGGAUACACCGUGGGAACACGACAGUGUCCGAAGACGAGGCCUUGCGCAACCGGACACACUUCGCGUUGCGUCUGCUCAAGUUCUCCCGAGAGAAGAAGGCCGCUAAGACCCUGGGCAUUGUGGUUGGAUGCUUCGUCCUUUGUUGGCUUCCGUUUUUCCUGGUUCUUCCAAUCGGUUCCAUCUUCCCGACAUACAGACCCUCGGACACCGUCUUCAAGAUCACGUUUUGGCUGGGAUACUUCAACAGCUGCAUCAACCCCAUCAUCUACCCCUGCUCCAGUCAGGAGUUUAAGAAAGCCUUCCUGAGCGUGUUGGGCGCCCGCUGCCUCCGCACGAGAUCUACGCCGUCCCACGCUCUCUACCAGAGCCACAGUCCCCGGCACGGCCAGUCCCAGAUCCUCGGCCUGACAAGCCGCGACAACCCGUCCCACCUGAGCCCAUCCUCCUCCAUUGUUCUGUCCCGCAGCCCGUCCUCCCGGGACGGCCGGGAAUGGCAAGCCCCUUCCAGGACGUCGUCAGCGGGGACGACCGGGGUCAGUGCUGGGGUGAGCGUGGGAGCCAAAGUGGCUGGGAUGUGUGGUAAGAACCUGCUGAGGACAUGCUGCUGCGUGAGAUUGGAUUCUCCACCGCCCGAGCCGCCCACGCACAACUCGCUUCCCGUCAUCAAAAUCCAUCAGCUCUCGCUGUGUGAGGACGGGGACGCCGUGUGAAUGAGCAUGCUGGGGAAAUCACUCCACUCAUGCGGGCUGUGAUGCCACUUGACAGAGCCUCAGACUGGAGAACACAAACUGAUGAAGAAAAGAGAGCUUUUGAUUGAACGAUCAGCGAUGGGAACAUGGAAAGCUGCUGCGACACUGACGAUGCUUAAUAAAGGAAGCAUGGUUCAGCUUUGCAUGAAAACUCUGUCUUUAUUUACUCACUCUCGUGUCUUUCCAAAUCCGUGGAAUGACAGUCGGUGAACUGAAAUGCAAAUAGGAUUUCACAGCUUCGAUAGAUGGAAGGGUAUUAACUUUAACCCUGUAAAGAAUGAGAUAGCAAAUAAGAGUAGGAGAAAUCUUUUUUUUUUCAAAUAUAAAGUAUAGAUAAAUAAAGUAGGUUUGAAUUUGUGUUUUGAUACACCAGGCAUUUAUGGCUGAUAAUAUAAAGUAUGAUAUAGGAGAAUAUGCAGCUUAUACUUGAGGAGGAAAAACAAACUCGGUUGCUAUGACCUCUUAUUGUUUUAUGUUUUUAGGUUUGGAAUGACAUGAGUGUGAACAAAUAAUGACGGAAAUAUGAUUUUUGAGUGAACUAUUCCUUUAAAAGGAGGAUGUCCAGGACGUUUGUUUGGAAAUUAUGGUGGGCAUCAUCAUUCUGCAUGGGUUUGUGAUAAUAUACCAGCAUUUUUUUUUAUCAACAGCAGUUUUAACAUGUCUAAUGAGUGUUUCUAAAUAUAUAUAAAAAGAAAUUAAUAUUAUAUUUUUGACUGUCGUUCACCUGUUCAUAUCUUGUUUGUUUAAUGCUCAGAAAUUGCACUGUAGUAGAUGUUUGAGUAUGAUUCAGGAGUCCAUUUCACCUGAAGACUGAUUGUGACGACGCACAGAAACUGUAUAUUGAACUGGGAAACAAUCGUAAUUGUAUCUUUCUGAUAUUCCUGCAUGGUCUUCUUAUUUUCCGUUUUAAAAAAAAGAUUCCACAUGAAUGUCAGAGAGAGUUUUCCAUGUGUUUCACCGUGGGACCAACCAUCACCCUUCCCAUAAUUUGUGUUCUUUGGGAACUGCACAAAUUUCCAUGUGGUACUGAUACUUGACCAUAGCAAUGAAUAUGUGAUGAUGGCCUAAAAAUGAACAACUUAUGUUGCUUAAAUGCCUUAUAACAAGUGGCACUUCUGUUAUUGUGUUUGUUUCUCAGAUGAAAAAAAAAACAACAACAACAAAAAAAAAAAACAUGUGAUUCCAAUAUGGAAAUAUCCAAUAAAACACACUGCAUUAUAAGUGUUUUGGGAAUCGUUCUGAUUGAGCUUCACCAUGAGAAUGUGAGAAUGUUAUGGUGGUUGCUAUGACAUUCCAGCACUGGACACAUUCCCCUAGUGACUGAUGGGCUAUUAACAGUUUAAUGGAAAUGUGUCAUGUUGUAUCGAUCAAGUAUGAGAAACGUGAUGAGAACAGAAAUAAGAACUGUGUUUACUUUUAAUGUUUUGGCUUCUGCAUGUGUGCCAGUUAAAGUAGACAAACAAUGAGAUGAUGGGGAUGUUCCGGAAACAUUCAUCCUGCGAGAUUACAGUUACAGUUAUGACUAUAUCCAAUUAUAAUUUUAAUGAGAGUUUUCCAAGUUUAUAUGGAUUUUUUUUU